CACUUUUACCUUUCUGAAUGAGUUUAAGCUUUAAUUAGUGGCGGCAUAUGUACUAACUGGUCGUAAUUAGUACAACUUCGCUAAUUAAAGUCGUGCGCUAUGUCCACCACUAGCCGAUGAAUGCAAUUUCGGCAGCGUUGCCACUGCCAGCCGAAUCAGUACCGUUACAUCAUUUUGUAAUAGCGCCGCUUAGUUGGAAAUGAGAGUGCUAACUAAUAUAAGUAAAAUUCAAAUUGAGCGAUUAAGGCAGAUCGAGCGAGUCACACUGUUUACUCGAAUUCAAACGAAAGCAAGCACGGGGCACUUUCUACGCUACCCGGGAGCCAUCAUGCGACGAUCGUUCACGCGUGUUCUCAAAUUAAGUGCGUAUGUCUCGGUUCGCCAGUGGAUUGUAUAGCUGAAUGCUCCAAAUAUUUGCAGCCGCCGAAAUAAACUCCACACGACUUUGCCGCCAUGGAAAAACUCUGCUUUGAGAGGCUGGAGCAAAGCGUCGCGGUCUAUCAAUUAGCACCUGUCUCGUUCAGCACCUGCGUCUCCAGCAUAUGCGCCCCAUUGUGGCAUAGUAAGCUCCUCAAUUGCGGCCUGCGUCAGUCUCAGUCUCAAUCGAAACAUAGACGCGUACAAUACGUUCUCUCUCCCGUCUUUGGGGUAACUGUAAAAACCGAAAGUGGAAGUGCAGAGCAAAUAUAUAUAUAUGAACACAUAUACAUAUAUAUUUGUAGCUAUUUAUAUAUUUGUUUAGUUAUAUAGUUAACCAUGUCCGCUCGCACACAUUCCACGCGCAUCUUGGCCAUCGUCGCCCUCUUCUUCAGCAGUUACAUCGUGGGCAUUUACAGCGCGGCGCGGGCCAGCCUUCAGCUAACUCCUCUGAAUGCGACUCGCAGCGAGAACAGCUCUUUGGAUGCACUGGACGCGACGCUGUCUUCAGAGAGGAGCUUGGCGCACAGCAGCUCGAGAAAUCCUCGCUGGUUUCCCUUCUACACAAUUGGACGCUUCUCCAAUGACAUUUGCUUGGGCAACAACCUGCUCAUGGGCACCUGCAUGAUAAACGGCGAGUGCAAGGACAACAAUGGCGUCGCAGCGGGCAGUUGCUCCACAAUAACCAAUCAGGCCGUGUGCUGCAUAUAUCAACGCACUUGUGGCGCCAGCACCAGCUUCAAUAACACCUACUUCUACAACAGCAACUAUCCGGCACCCUAUGCCGGCGGCGGUCGUUGCACCAUUGUUGUGACUCCGCCGGACUCGACCAUUUGCCAGCUGCGCAUCGAUUUCAUGUCCUUGUCGCUGGCGCCACCAACUGGCGACGGCUUGUGCACGACAGACGCGUUAACCAUUUCGGGCGGUGCCUCGCAAGUGCCCACGAUUUGUGGCGAGAACUCCGGUCAGCAUGUCUAUGUGGACUUCAAUGGCGUCAGCCCCAUAACCAUUUCGGUGGCCACCUCGUCCGGUUACACGUUCAAUCGCAAUUGGCAGUUCCAGCUGCGCAUGAUGGGCUGCACCUCGUCCACGUUGGCGCCCGCUGGCUGCCUGCAGUAUCACAUGCCCUCCUCUGGCAAUAUUGCCAGCUUCAACUACGUGUCGGCUGCCUCUUCGGCGCUGAACUCCAUCGGAGUGCAGGGCACGAGGCAGCUGGCGGGCCUGCGCUACGGCAUCUGCAUACGGAAGGCCACCGGCGUCUGCUCCAUCACGUACAGACAGGUGGGCUCCGAUGCGUACUCCUUCACGAUGACCAACGAUGUGGGCGCCGUGGAUCCCACGCUGCUGGCCACGUCAGCGGUGCAGAGCCAGGACUGCACCACAGACUAUAUCAUCAUACCAGCGCCGACGCAAGGUGGCACCACUUUGCCCAGCGACCGGUUCUGCGGCUUGGGCUUGGUGCCCACGACAUCGGAUGCGAAACCUUUUGUUGUGUACGCUGUGACGGACUCCAACGAGGAGUUGGACAUAUCGAAUCGGGGCUUCUACUUGUCCUACUCACAGAACCCCUGCCCCGUGCUGUAGUCGUAAAUGCUUGUCAACUACAAUGAAAGACUCUGAGAACAAUAAGCAAUAAAUAGGCAAUACAUUAACUUA
Drosophila navojoa is the source of this 2073-nucleotide messenger RNA. RefSeq lists its product as uncharacterized. NCBI's taxonomy places the organism in Eukaryota, Metazoa, Arthropoda, Insecta, Diptera, Drosophilidae. The record is from RefSeq and is a predicted model, not a curated record.